AUGUUUCCUCUCAAAUACAAAUCUGAGACUGUGAUCCCAGUUGUAAAUGCAACAUUGUCUGAACCAACUAGUGCUACAAGAAUGACCCACUACUCAACGAUAUGGAUGAACUCCUCUUCAAUGAUACCUCCACUCCAUAGCACUAAGACAGCACCUAAAUUCUCCCUCCUUGUAUUAAUUCCUUUCCCUUUCCUUGUUGCAAUGGCCUUUGUGAAGAGCAUUCGUAAACUUGGACCAAUCAGCGGUGUUGCUAAUGUGACACUACUUGCUGGUUUUUUUGGGCUUCUUGCAUUUCUGUUGAGGGGUAAGCACUAACCGUGUACAACUGCCUAAUGUAGAAUUUCUUUAGUAAAUGAAAAUAUUGUUAGUAGUAGUUGAAUCUCCUGCCAGCUGUAUGCUUUGUGUGGUUACCUUGAUUGAUUUUUUCUCAUUACUUCCACAUUAAUCUUGACGCUAUGUGAAAUUAGCAUAAACAUAAAUAAAUAUAAAGUUUAGCUCUAAACAAAAGAUGUAUUUUAUCAAAUUCUUAUCUGAUCUGGUAGGAAAAAGUUUAAUCUGAAAGAUGUCAGUUAUGCCAGACUGUCCACCUUCCCAAUCUUCUUUGGACAGCUGACGGGAGCUUAUGAGGGGAUAGGAACUGUGAGUGCUGAAUUUUUAUUGUCAAAAAAUUUUUUUUCAACAAAAAACUUAAACUUUUUACUUUGUUGUUAAGCUUAACCUCAUAAUGUUCUUGUUACUUAAAAUUUACAAUAAUUUUGUUAUCUCAGUGUUUGACACAUGAUCACUAUUUGAGGGCAAAUUGGAACCUGCCUUGCCACUCAUUUGGUUUGUGCAUCUCAGUAAUGGGCAUCACAGGUUCAUGUCCUGUGAAUUCUCAAGUUCUUUCCAAGCUAGUUUGAUUAUUUUAAUUUUAAAUUAACUUAUUCCUAUUAUUACUUACUUAGAAGUAUCAUGAACAAAUAUAGAUGUGGGAGAAAAGUGUUAAAUAAAAAGAAGAAAAGAUUCUCUGCAUCUCAAUCAGAAAAGGCUCAAGCCAUUGAAAUUUAGUCAAAGAAUUCAUGUCGAUGGCAUGAUAAUUCUGCAAUAUCUAGUAUAAAAUGAACACCUUGAACUCUUUGAGUUACUUAAAAUUAUGUUGUCAAAUUAAAUCCUCUUGUUAUUUGUAGGUAAUACCUAUUGAAUCCAGCAUGGCAGAGAACCAAGGUCGUUUCCCCCUGUACCUUCACAUAGCACUAGCACAAGUCUCUUUCAUUCUUGGUUCAUUUGGAAUACUUGGUUACAUGAUCUAUGGCAGCACUGUUCCGCAGAUUGUAACAGAUAGGCUGCAGACAGGGAUUGGGGCACAGUUAGUGCGGCUCACACUUAUCAUAGCUGUUAUGAUGACCUACCCUCUCCAACUCUACCCAGUUAUUGAAAUUGCGGAGUCUGUUUUAUUCACUAAGAUCCAUUCCAAAAGUAAAUCUCACCUAGGUGCAGUUAUUGCAGGUCCAAGUAUGGAUCCAGAUAGCAAUCCAGUUUCUCCUGUGGACUCUAAUAGCAUUAACUCUCACUAUCCUGUGUCAAACUCACCAGAUGAUUUGUCCACCAGUGUAAAUUCGGAGACUCAAGUUCUUAUUCCAAAGGAGACAGAAGAACUUCAGUUUAAGGUACAGUUGUAUUCAGAGAUAGCCAACUAUCACAUGGAACAAAUUAUGGGCAUUUUUUAACCUGUUUCACCCUAAGAUCAAUAUGCAUAUUCUCCAUACUGUUUUCUAUGAAUUUCCUAAGGUGCUGAUAAGGAGAUUUUGCUUAAAGAACUCCUGUACUUGUUGAUCAUUUCCGUUAUUCUCAUGAUCUUAAUGAUUGAUUUAACCCUUUCACCCCAAGGUCUAAUUAGUAAUUCUCCUUACUAUCUGCCAUAAAAUUCUUAUGAUGUUAGUCCAGAGAAUUUGGUACUGGAUCAACUAAUAAUCCCAUAAUUGAUAUUCUUCUCUAUUCUCAUCACCUACCUGCUUAAAAUUGUAUUGAUAUUGUAAGGAGAAAUUCUGUCUUGGUCACUUGUUGGAGUGAAAGGGUUAAUUAUGAUAUUGUAAGGAGACUUCUGGGUUUAAGGGUUGGAACAAUUUUCAAAUUGGUGUGUUAAAACAUGGUUUUUCAUUUUUAUUUAAUUGAUGCAGUAGGCUUGUUUUGUGGGACUCAGUUUUAAACAAUAAAAGGGUGUGGUCAUGAAAAAAACCACCCUGUAAAACAUUGAUGCUUAUGGUUAUGUAGAAAAACAUGCACACUCAAGUAAAGCAAUGAUCUCCUCAGGUGAGCUGCAAUUUAAGCAUUUGCAGAAAAGAAGCCAUUAAUUCAGAUGUGAGGCAACAUCCAAGUUUUGUAAUAAGGGCAAAAGCCAAGGGGGAGGCAUUGAAUUGGGACAGGAUGAUUUACUGGCCAAAAGAGUCUUAGACUCCAAAAGAGCAUUGUGAAAUUGACCCAAAAACAGAAUUCCCCCCCCCCCCCAACUUUCACUCUCAAGAUCUCAUUAGCAAUUCUUCCUAACAUCUGCCAUAAAAUACUCAUGAUGUCAAUUUGGAGAAUUUGGCAUUGUAUCAACUUGUAGUCCCCUAAUUGAGUUUUCUUCUUUAUUCCUUCACUUGACUGCCCGAUAUUGUAUUGAUGUUGUAAGGAGAAAUUCUGUCUUGGUCACUGAUGGGAGUGAAAGGGUUAAAUUGCAGCUCACCUGAGGGGAUCAGGGUUAAAAUUAACUCCCUGGCCAAAUCUAUUAGCUGUAAUAAGCAUACUAGUAAUAUUAUAAUAUUAUUAUCAUAAUUAUGAUUGAAAACUUUUAACUUGAAAAGACCUUUACUGCAUUAGUCUUACAUCCCAACCACAGUAACUUGUUAUGAGCAUGUAAGGUAUGUUUGGAACUCUUAUUUCAUACUCAAUAAACAGAGAGCUGUUUUCAAGCUUGUUUUAACUGUGCUUAACUUCUUUUGUUUCUCAGGCAGCAACUUGGAAGAGGAAUUUACUUCAGCAGUGCUAG
Pocillopora meandrina is the source of this 3007-nucleotide messenger RNA. The record is from the annotation of a GenBank genome assembly. NCBI's taxonomy places the organism in Eukaryota, Metazoa, Cnidaria, Anthozoa, Scleractinia, Pocilloporidae.